Tinamus guttatus (white-throated tinamou) is the source of this 1972-nucleotide messenger RNA. Lineage: Eukaryota; Metazoa; Chordata; Aves; Tinamiformes; Tinamidae. The record is from RefSeq and is a predicted model, not a curated record.
AUGGUAUCAUGGAAAACUUGACAGAACAAUCGCAGAAGAACGACUUCAGCAAGCAGGAAAACCUGGUAGUUACCUCAUUCGAGAGAGUGAUCGGAGACCAGGCUCGUUUGUACUUUCCUUCCUUAGUAAGGCAAAUGUCAAUCAUUUUAGGAUUAUUGCCAUGUGUGGAGACUAUUACAUUGGUGGGCGUCGUUUUGCUUCGCUCUCAGACCUUAUUGGUUAUUACAGCCAUGUGUCUUGUUUGCUCAAGGGGGAAAAAUUACUCUUUCCAGUAGCACCUCCAGAGCCUGUGGAGGACAGAAGGAGAGUUCGAGCAAUUCUACCUUACACCAAAGUGCCAGAAACUGAUGAAAUAAGUUUCCUUAAAGGAGACAUGUUUAUUGUCCACAAUGAGUUGGAAGAUGGCUGGAUAUGGGUUACAAACCUACGGACAGAUGAACAAGGUCUUAUUGUAGAAGACCUGGUAGAAGAAGUGGGAAGAGAAGAAGAUCCACAUGAAGGCAAAAUAUGGUUCCAUGGGAAGAUCUCCAAACAAGAGGCUUACAAUUUGCUGAUGACAGUUGGCCAAGUAUGCAGUUUUCUUGUGAGGCCUUCAGAUAAUACACCUGGUGAUUAUUCACUUUAUUUUCGGACUAGUGAAAAUAUUCAGCGUUUUAAAAUAUGUCCAACAUCAAACAAUCAGUUUAUGAUGGGAGGCAGAUAUUAUAAUAGUAUUGCUGACAUCAUUGAACACUAUAGAAAAGAACAGAUUGUUGAAGGAUAUUACCUUAAAGAUCCUGUUUCAAUGCAGCAUCAAGAACAAGUGUUUAAUGAUACAGUGGAUGGAAGAGAAAUCUACAAUACAAUUCGUCGCAAAACAAAGGAUGCAUUUUAUAAAAAUAUUGUCAAAAAAGGUUAUCUUCUAAAGAAAAGUGAGUUCUGUUUAGACUGGAUGAAAGCUCUGCAGAUGUUCUGCAGUUUAAGAAAAAACAGUCCAGGGACAUCAAAUAAGCGUCUACGUCAGGUCAGCAGUCUUAUUUUGCAUGUAGAAGAAGCUCAUACGCUCCCUGUAAAGCAUUUUACUAAUCCGUAUUGUAACAUCUACCUGAACAGUGUCCAGGUAGCAAAAACACAUAUCAGGGAAGGGCAGAACCCUGUGUGGUCAGAAGAAUUUGUCUUUGAUGAUCUUUCAUCUGAUAUUAAUAGAUUUGAGAUAAGUCUAAGUAACAAAACAAAGAAAAGUAAAGAUUCAGAUAUAUUGUUUAUGCGAUGCCAGCUGAGUCGAUUACAGAAAGGACAUGCGACAGAUGAGUGGUUCCAGCUCAGUUCCCAUGUGCCAUUAAAGGGUAUCGAGGCAGGAUCUUUGCGUGUUCGAGCACGAUAUUCUAUGGAGAGGAUCAUGCCAGAAGAGGAGUACAGUGAGUUUAAAGAGCUUGUACUCCAAAAAGAGCUACAUGUAGUCUAUGCCUUAUCACAUGUUUGUGGACAGGACAGAACACUGUUGGCAGGCAUUUUAUUGAAGAUUUUUCUUCAUGAAAAACUUGAGUCAUUGUUGCUACGAACACUAAAUGACAGGGAAAUAAGCAUGGAAGAUGAAGCUACUACCUUGUUUCGUGCCACCACUUUAGCCAGUACGCUUAUGGAGCAGUAUAUGAAAGCCACAGCGACACGUUUUGUUCACCAUGCACUGAAAGACUCUAUAUUGAAGAUAAUGGAGAGCAAGCAGUCCUGUGAGUUAAAUCCCUCCAAGUUGGAAAAAAAUGAAGAUGUAAACGCUAAUUUGGCCCAUCUACUCAGUAUACUGUCAGAAUUGGUGGAGAAAAUAUUCAUGGCUGCAGAGAUACUGCCUUCAACGUUGAGGUAUAUUUAUGGGUGCUUGCAGAAGUCUGUUCAAAACAAGUGGCCUGCCAACACCACCAUGAGAACCAGAGUUGUUAGUGGGCCAGAACUGUUGCCUCAUCAGCCCAGAAAUCAUAGGUCCUGAGGAAAUGAG